This is a messenger RNA of Hydra vulgaris (swiftwater hydra), 735 nucleotides long. RefSeq lists its product as uncharacterized. NCBI's taxonomy places the organism in Eukaryota, Metazoa, Cnidaria, Hydrozoa, Anthoathecata, Hydridae. Gene Ontology annotation, molecular function: protein dimerization activity. The record is from RefSeq and is a predicted model, not a curated record.
AUGUGGAGUAGACUUUGGCAUGAUAUUUUGUUUGAAAUUAAUUCAGUUUCGAAGCUUUUGCAAUCUGUUACUAUAAAUAUAUCAGAUUGUGUAAGGAUGCUAUCAGAAACCAUAAAAAAAGUGAAAAGUUAUAGACAAUCUGGAUAUAUUCAAAUGAAAAUUGCUGCAAAGGAGAUAGCAGAGAAUCUCAAAUCCAGUACAGAAUUUCCUGAUGACACUGAAGUUAGACCCAGAAGGAAAAAGCGUCAAUUUGACUAUGAAAAAGCUGUCAAUGAGCCCUUAACAGAGGAGAAAAAAUUUAAAAUAAACUUUUUCAACUAUAUUCUGGACAUUACCCUUAAUUCUCUGAAUGAACGAUUCACGCUUCUGGAAACCCAUAAUAUAAAUGCAAAUGACCUUAGAGAAGAAUUGCGUGAUGUAUCCAGAAUGCUACCAUAUUCUACGAAACCUUUGGAUGUUUUAAAUUAUUUAUGCCAAAAUAGCUUAAUUAGUUUGUAUCCAAAUACUGUUGUAGCUCCGAGAAUUUUAUUAACUCUCCCUGUAUCUGUAGCUAGUGGGGAAAGAAGUUUCUCCAAAUUAAAAUUAAUAAAAAACUACUUAAGAAGUUCAAUAGGACAAACAAAACUUAAAAAUCUGGCAUUAAUUUCUAUUGAAUCUGCAAUGGCUAGCACUCUAGACUACACAUCAGUAAUUAACGAAUUUGCUAAAGUUAAAGUUAGAAAAGUAAAGCUGUAA